Messenger RNA from Linum tenue, 162 nucleotides. The record is from the annotation of a GenBank genome assembly. NCBI's taxonomy places the organism in Eukaryota, Viridiplantae, Streptophyta, Magnoliopsida, Malpighiales, Linaceae.
AUGCCGCUCCACUACCCGAGGUACAGCAAGAGCGACUACGAAGCGAUGGAAGAGUGGAGGCUGGAUCUCCUCCUCUCGCAGUACGGUAUCCGCCUCGGCGGCACCGUCGACGAGAAGCGCGCCUACGCCAUCGGCGCUUUCCUCUGGCCCGACCAGUACUGA